Molecule: messenger RNA, 1094 nt
Organism: Myzus persicae (green peach aphid)
Lineage: Eukaryota; Metazoa; Arthropoda; Insecta; Hemiptera; Aphididae
Product: syntaxin-8
Exons: 7
Coding region: 318-1064 (248 amino acids)
Biological process (GO): vesicle fusion; intracellular protein transport
Cellular component (GO): SNARE complex; endomembrane system
Molecular function (GO): SNAP receptor activity; SNARE binding
Source: RefSeq, a predicted model, not a curated record
GCGUAGUUGCGUGCGUACUGCGUAAUCAGACUGCAGACUCUAGUCCAGUACUCGAUGUGGGUUAGUGACUGUCGCUGAAAAAUUGAGAAUAUUUUAUUAUGCUAAAUUAUUGUAAAUGUACUGGCCUAUAGUGCUGUAGUUCCGAAUUACUGAAUGUAUUAAUAUUUAAGAAUUUAAUAUAUUUUGAUAUGCUUUAAAUCCUAAAAGUUUUCAGAGGGGGCCUCAGAAGGCCAACGUUAUUAGUGAGUCGAUAUUAUGACCAGUAGAUAUUGUUCUAUGAUAUGACCAACACCAACUGAGACGCCUAACGUUUUAUCAUGGCUCUUGUGUUCAACGACAACGAUCCUUGGUUAAUCGAAUACGAGUCAUGUGAGAAGCUAUAUAGAGAAAUUGAAGGAUUAUUAAAUGUGAGAGAAUUAGAGCAAAAGUCUUCCGAAAAAUAUGUUUUGUAUUCAUCACAAGUCCGGCUUAGGCUAAAACAAUUUACUGAUGAAGUCCAACAGUUAUCUCAUAAACUUAGAGGACUUGCAACAUCUAAAGCUGUUACACUGGACGAAGAGGAGCGACGUCAACGAAUGCUUGAGCUACUCCAAAGCAGAAAUAUUUUAUUAAAUCAACGUUUUCAAAAUAGGAAUAAUAGUCAUACACUGGACCGUCAAGAAUUGAUGAGACCAAGUACUAGUAAGGCCAAAAAAACUGAAAUGCCAACUACUGGUUGGUUGGAUAGUGAUGAUGAUGACUAUAAUGAUGAUAAACAACCUUUACUUAGUGAAAAAGUGCUUAAACAACAGCAACAGUACUUGAUAAAAGAACAAGACGAUGGAUUAAAUGAAUUAGCAUCGAUUGUCUCUAGACAGAAAAAUAUUGCUAUCACCAUAAGCAGUGAAGUUGAUCUACAAAAUGAACUAGUUGAUGACCUGUUGGUGAAAAUGGACAAAACAACUGCUGGAAUUGAAAGUGAGACCAAGGAAGUAGUUCAGAUAUUAAAAAAAGAUUCAACUCGAGGACUUUGGGUGAUAAUUAUUCUUCUACUGAUUGCAAAUAUAUUUGUUGCAUUGUCAUGAUAUCUGGUUAAAAUAUUCAAAUUCAACUUG